Molecule: messenger RNA, 426 nt
Organism: Sphaerulina musiva SO2202
Lineage: Eukaryota; Fungi; Ascomycota; Dothideomycetes; Mycosphaerellales; Mycosphaerellaceae
Exons: 1
Coding region: 1-426 (141 amino acids)
Source: RefSeq, a predicted model, not a curated record
AUGGAUCUCUGCGGCCCCAUGAGAAUUAUGCAUUCUCAUCCAGAAGGACCAGAACGACUCGAUUCCAAAUUUGGUACCACUGCAGACUUGGCGACGAGGUGCAACUUGCAGGAUCCCAGAACACUUGUAUUGGCCACGCGACGAGGUGGAAGUCUGGAAGAUGAACAUGCAGAGUCUUGGACCAUUGCUCACGGUGCUAAAAGAGACCUGUCAGCACGACGCCACGACCAUCUGAGGCACAUACUGCCACAUAGCGACUACAUAGAUCAGCCGAGACGUCCCUGUAUCGGAUGGUAUUGCGGACAUUUGAAAAUCUGCUAUUUGGAUCAAGGCACGAACGGUCAUUCCAGAGCGAUAGCCAACGCGUCGCAGACGAGUCGACGCAGCUCGCAGAUUCUACGCAGAUCUUCGGACUCUCACCUAUAG